This is a messenger RNA of Astrephomene gubernaculifera, 648 nucleotides long. NCBI's taxonomy places the organism in Eukaryota, Viridiplantae, Chlorophyta, Chlorophyceae, Chlamydomonadales, Astrephomenaceae. The record is from the annotation of a GenBank genome assembly.
GGUUUCCUCAGCGGCUCCAUUGUGACAGUGGACCCGGAGGAGGGGGCGCGGCUGGGCAGGCCUUGGACGCGCAGAUACAUCUACAACCAGCAGCAGUGCGGCCGCUGCAAGGGCCCCGUCCGCACCUGGCGCAUGGCGGGCCGCACCGUCUACUGCUGUGAGCGGUGCCAACCGCUGGCACUGCCGCUGGCAUCGCCCUCCCAGCAGCACCUGGACUCGCCCCUGCCCCCGCCGCAGCAGCCACAGACACCCCGACAGGCAGCAGCAGCAGCAACUGCAGCAACCGCAGCCAUGACGCCGCAACAGCAGCAGCAAGAGGAGCAGCAGAGGCAGCAGCAGCUGCUGCAGCAGCUGUCCCCGUCGCGACGUGCGGCACUGGCUGCUGCCCGGCCGCCCCGGCUGUUCCCCAGUCGCUGUGCGCCGGAUGACGCGGAGGAUGUGGAGGAGGCGAUGGAGGCAGCAGGCGGCAGCGGGGGAACAGCAGCAGCAGCGGCGGCUCUGCAGAAGCUCACCGUCCCCCAGCUGCGCGCCCGGCUGGCCUCCCUGCAUGCGGACACGCGGGGCAACCGGCAGCAGCUGAUCGCCCGGCUGCAGCAGGUGCAGGCGGCAGGGCGGCAGCAGGUGGGGGCGGCAGCGGCAGCGCAGGAG